GGGGCCGCAGCCAUCGCGACCCUCGGCUCGACAGGACAGUAGGGCUGUAUGCAGGAACUGACCCCGGCCCCUACUGUCCUUGAGUCCCGGCCGCCUUCGCUCCGCCGCCCGCCUCCUGAGCCAGUCAUGUUGGAGUAUCUGAGUUCCCUGCCCACGCAAAUGGAUUACAAGGGCCAGAAGCUAGCUGAACAGAUGUUUCAGGGAAUUAUUCUUUUUUCUGCAAUAGUUGGAUUUAUCUACGGGUACGUGGCUGAACAGUUCGGGUGGACUGUCUAUAUCGUUAUGGCGGGAUUUGCUUUUUCGUGUUUGCUGACACUUCCUCCGUGGCCCAUUUAUCGCCGGCACCCCCUCAAGUGGUUACCUGUUCAAGACUCAGGCACAGAAGACAAGAAACCAGGGGAAAGAAAAAUUAAGAGGCAUGCUAAAAAUAAUUGAUUGGGGUUUUCAUGAUUGAGCUUUACUACUGCACCUGCUUUUGUUUCGUGUGACAUGAGCUAAAUUGUUUUCAUAUCCAAAACAUGAGCUAAAAACACCUAUGCUCAGCUGUGUACACAUUUUGUUCUCUCUAUAUUUCACUUCUCUGUUGGGUUUUGAUUUAUAAAUAUUUUAGACCUUUUCUUCACAAUCUUCCUUUGAAAUGGAGAACAGAAAACACAAGUAUGCAAAGUUUCUUUCAGGUCUACAAAAUAAUGAAUAAUAAUAGCCUCAUAAAUGAUAGUACAAUUUAACUAUCCAAGUUUUAGAAUUCAUUAUGAGUCAUCAGGCUGUUUUAAUGUUUUCAAGUAAAACUCACAGUGCAACUCAAUGUCUAAA
Lipotes vexillifer (Yangtze River dolphin) is the source of this 813-nucleotide messenger RNA. It is a transcript of the gene SPCS1, whose product is annotated as signal peptidase complex subunit 1. The record is from RefSeq and is a predicted model, not a curated record. Gene Ontology annotation, biological process: protein targeting to ER. Gene Ontology annotation, cellular component: membrane; signal peptidase complex. Lineage: Eukaryota; Metazoa; Chordata; Mammalia; Artiodactyla; Lipotidae. The coding region runs from base 49 to 435 and encodes 128 amino acids. The transcript has 4 exons.